UUCAAAAUUGAAACCCUAACCCCUCGGUGUAUCCUCUUGCAUUCGCGGCUUAAAGCCAAAAAAAAAAAAAAAAAAUCACAAAUGGGGAUCGAUUUAAUCGCAGGAGGUAAGAGCAAGAAGACCAAGAGGACAGCUCCUAAAUCCGAUGAUAUUUACCUCAAACUCCUCGUCAAGCUUUACCGUUUCCUUGUGAGAAGAACCGGGAGCAAAUUCAAUGCCGUGAUAUUGAAACGCUUGUUCAUGAGCAAAGUGAACAAGCCUCCACUAUCUUUGUCUAGACUAGUUCAGUUCAUGAAUGGAAAGGAGGGCAAGAUUGGUGUGGUAGUGGGCACAGUGACAGAUGAUAUUAGGGUUUAUGAGGUUCCCACUUUGAAGGUUACUGCUCUUAGGUUUACAGAGACUGCUAGAGCUAGGAUCGAGAAGGCUGGUGGUGAAUGCUUGACUUUUGAUCAGCUUGCUUUGAGGGCUCCCUUGGGACAAAACACGGUUCUCCUCCGAGGUCCGAAAAAUUCCCGUGAAGCGGUUAAACACUUUGGUCCCGCACCCGGGGUUCCUCACAGCCACACCAAACCAUACGUGCGUGCAAAGGGAAGGAAGUUCGAGAGGGCUAGAGGAAGGAGGAACAGCAAGGGGUUCAGGGUUUAAGACUAGUUAUCUUGAGGCUUUCUAUCAUUUAGGGAUUCUAUGGCAGAUGAUUUGCUUGCUUUAUUCAUGGAUUGUUUAAUAACUUGUUUGAGGAUGAAUCUUUCUUAUAUUACAAAGUGUUUCAUUGUUUAAGCA
Messenger RNA from Hibiscus syriacus, 780 nucleotides. RefSeq names its product 60S ribosomal protein L18-2-like. The transcript has 5 exons. Gene Ontology annotation, cellular component: cytosolic large ribosomal subunit; ribosome. Lineage: Eukaryota; Viridiplantae; Streptophyta; Magnoliopsida; Malvales; Malvaceae. Gene Ontology annotation, biological process: translation. Bases 82 to 645 code for a protein of 187 amino acids. The record is from RefSeq and is a predicted model, not a curated record. Gene Ontology annotation, molecular function: structural constituent of ribosome; RNA binding.